AUGAGGAAUCUCUCGGUGGUGACUGAAUUCAUCCUGCUGGGCAUCCCGCACACGGAGGGUCUGGAGACUAUGCUCUUGGUCCUGUUUUUGUCCUUCUACAUCUUCACCCUUAUGGGGAACCUGCUCAUCUUGCUGGCUAUUGUCUCCUCCACUCAGCUUCACAUGCCCAUGUACUUCUUCCUGUGCAAGCUGUCUGUUUUUGACAUAUUUUUCCCUUCUGUGAGUUCCCCUAAGAUGCUGUGCUAUCUUUCAGGGAACAGCCGAGCCAUCUCCUAUGCAGGCUGUGCAACCCAGCUCUUCUUCUACCAUUUCCUGGGCUGCACCGAGUGUUUUCUGUACACGGUGAUGGCCUACGACCGCUUCGUUGCCAUUUGUCAUCCUCUACACUACACCUUAAUCAUGAGCCACAGAGCGUGCAUCAUCCUAGCCAUGGGGACCUCAUUCUUUGGCUGCAUUCAGGCCACCUUUCUGACCACUCUCACCUUCCAAUUGCCUUACUGUGGCCCCAAUGAGGUGGACUAUUAUUUCUGUGAUAUCCCAGUCAUGCUGAAGCUGGCUUGUGCAGAUACCUCAACCCUGGAGAUGGUGGGGUUCAUCAGUGUGGGCCUCAUGCCCCUCAGCUGUUUCCUUCUCAUCCUCACCUCCUACAGCUGCAUCAUUUGCUCCAUCCUGCAGAUCCGCUCUGCCGAGGGCCGACGCCAUGCCUUCUCCACCUGCAGCGCCCACCUCACUGCCAUCCUUCUGUCCUUUAUGCCAGUGGUUCUCAUCUACCUGCAGCCCACCCCCAAUCCCUGGCUUAAUGCAACAGUUCAAAUCCUGAAUAACUUGGUCACCCCCAUGCUGAAUCCUUUGAUCUAUAGUCUGAGAAAUAAGGAAGUUAAAUAUUCUCUGAGACAGGUUCUGCAGCCAGUAGCUUUCCUUCCUGGGAGGUGA
Molecule: messenger RNA, 933 nt
Organism: Pongo pygmaeus (Bornean orangutan)
Lineage: Eukaryota; Metazoa; Chordata; Mammalia; Primates; Hominidae
Product: olfactory receptor 10D1B-like
Exons: 1
Coding region: 1-933 (310 amino acids)
Biological process (GO): G protein-coupled receptor signaling pathway
Cellular component (GO): membrane
Molecular function (GO): olfactory receptor activity; G protein-coupled receptor activity
Source: RefSeq, a predicted model, not a curated record